This is a messenger RNA of Heterocephalus glaber (naked mole-rat), 4712 nucleotides long. RefSeq names its product dispatched RND transporter family member 1 (gene Disp1). Gene Ontology annotation, molecular function: peptide transmembrane transporter activity. NCBI's taxonomy places the organism in Eukaryota, Metazoa, Chordata, Mammalia, Rodentia, Bathyergidae. The record is from RefSeq and is a predicted model, not a curated record. Gene Ontology annotation, biological process: smoothened signaling pathway. Gene Ontology annotation, cellular component: membrane.
GGCCUUUCCCCUCCGCAGCUGGUUAGGCUGUGGGCUGCUGCAGGGCUCCGCAGACUGGACUGAGCCAGAGGUCGCCUCUUUUAACAGAAAGGGUCAAGAAACUGGAGCAUGGCUCUGAGCAACGGGAGCCCCGAUUUUGUGUUUCUGAGCAAUGGCGGCAUCGCAACCGGCGCUUCCAGUCGGAGUGCCCUGGCGCCCGGGGACGCAGACCUCGCCGCCCAGCAGCUCCUACCCAAAGGCGCGGCCCAAGCAAAAGUGAGUCCCAAUGGCUGCGUGCACCGCAAUGGCACGGUGAAGUCAUCCUUCCUGCCUUCAGACAGCCGGAGAGUGCCUCCAGGUCUCCCCGCGUGUGGGCGUGGUCACUCGUGCUCGUUCCACCACCCGCUGGGCAGCCCCGAGGCGGGUCCCGCAGCGCCCUCGGCCUCGACCUCCUGUUGCACGCAGCCGCCCUCAGGGUACUCUGCGUCUCCGUGUGCAAACCAUUCUCCCGCGUACCAGGCCGCAUGCUGCCUGCAGCCCUCGACGCCCUUCUGCCUGCACCACCCAUGGCUUGACCAUUUCCAGCACCAGCCGGCGCAGCAGCGCAUAGCCAGCCUCAGACCACCUAGACCUUUCAAGUUGCCGAAAAGCUAUGCGGCCCUGCUCGCUGACUGGCCGGUGGUGGUCCUGGGACUAUGCACCCUGCUCAUCGCGGUCUGUGCACUCGUGGGUGUGUUGGUGCUGGAGCUGCCAGACUUCUCAGAUCCGCUGCUGGGUUUUGAGCCAAGAGGGACGACGAUAGGCCAGAGACUGGUGACGUGGAACAACAUGGUCAAAAACACCGGGUACAAAGCCACGCUGGCAAAUUACCCUUUUAAGUAUGCAGAUGAGCAGGCCAAGAGCCAUCGGGACGAUCGGUGGUCAGAUGAUCAUUAUGAAAGAGAAAAAAGAGAGGUGGACUGGAACUUCCACAAAGACAGCUUUUUCUGCGACGUCCCGAGUGAACGAUAUUCCAGAAUAGUGUUUACCUCUGCGGGAGGGGAGACACUGUGGAAUUUACCUGCAAUUAAAUCCAUGUGCAGUGUAGAUAACACCAGGAUCAGGGCUCACCCCCAGUUCAGCGACCUCUGCCAGAGGACCACAGCCGCCUCCUGCUGCCCCAGCUGGACCCUGGGCAACUACAUCGCCAUUCUGAACAACAGGUCCUCCUGUCAGAGCAUCGUCGAGCGAGAUGUGUCUCACACCCUGAAGCUGUUGCGCACCUGUGCCAAACACUACCAGAACGGCACCCUGGGGCCGGACUGCUGGGAUGCGACAGCCCGGAGGAAGGACCAGCUCAAGUGCAGCAGCGUGCCGCGCAAGUGCACCAAGUACAAUGCCGUGUACCAGAUCCUCCACUACCUGGUGGACAAGGACUUUCUGGCCCCGAGGACGGCUGAGCAUGCCACGCCGGGGCUAAAGUACAGCAUGCUCUUCUCGCCCACGGAGAAGGGGAAGAGCAUGAUGAGCAUUUACCUGGACAACUUCGAGGGCUGGAACUCCUCCGAUGGCGUGACAGCUGUCACCGGGAUUGAGUUUGGCAUCAAGCACAGCCUGUUUCAGGACUACCUUCUGAUGGAUACUGUGUAUCCGGCCAUAGCCAUGGUCAUCGUCCUGCUGGUCAUGUGUGUCUACACCAAGUCCAUGUUUAUCACGCUGAUGACAAUGUUUGCCAUCAUCAGUUCCCUGAUUGUCUCCUACUUCCUCUACCGUGUUGUGUUUAACUUCGAGUUUUUCCCUUUCAUGAACCUCACCGCUCUCAUCAUUCUGGUUGGCAUUGGGGCUGAUGACGCGUUUGUGCUGUGUGACGUGUGGACCUACACCAAGUGUGACAAGCCACACGCCAAGACCUCAGAGACAGUGAGCACCACCCUGCAGCACGCCGCCCUCUCCAUGUUUGUCACCAGCUUUACCACAGCCGCCGCCUUCUACGCCAACUACGUCAGCAACAUCACGGCCAUCAGGUGCUUCGGGGUGUACGCGGGCACUGCCAUCCUGGUGAACUACAUCCUCAUGGUCACGUGGCUCCCAGCCGUAGUUGUGCUGCACGAACGCUACCUGCUCAACAUCUUCAGCUGCUUCCGGAAGCCCCAGCAGCCACUGUAUGAGGACAAGAGCUGCUGGACUGUGGCCCGCCAGAAGUGCCACCGCCUACUCUUUGCUGUUUCCGAGGUCUCUCGGAUUUUCUUCGAGAAAGUGCUGCCAUGCAUCGUCAUUAAGUUCCGCUACCUGUGGCUCUUGUGGUUCCUCGUGCUGACAGUGGGCGGAGCCUACAUCGUGUGCGUGAACCCCAAGAUGAAGCUGCCCUCACUGGAGCUGUCCGAGUUCCAGGUGUUCCGUGCAUCCCACCCAUUUGAGCGCUACGACGCUGAGUACAAGAAGCUGUUCAUGUUUGAGCGCGUGCACCAUGGCGAGGAGCUGCACAUGCCCAUCACUGUGGUCUGGGGCGUGUCCCCCGAGGACAACGGCAACCCGCUCAACCCCAAGAGCAAGGGCAAGCUGAUGCUGGACAGCAGCUUCAACAUCGCCAGCCCCGCGUCCCAGGCCUGGAUUCUGCACUUCUGCCAGAAGCUGAGGAACCAGACGUUCUUCUACCAGACCGACGAGCAGGACUUCACCAGCUGCUUCAUCGAGACCUUCAAGCAGUGGAUGGAGAACCAGGACUGCGACGAGCCUGCCCUGUACCCGUGCUGCAGCCACUGGAGCUUCCCCUACAAGCAGGAGGUCUUCGAGCUGUGCAUCAAGAGGGCCAUCAUGGAGCUGGAGAGGAGCACAGGCUACCACCUGGACAGCAGGACGCCGGGGCCGCGCUUCGACGUCAACGACACCAUCCGGGCCGUGGUGCUGGAGUUCCAGAGCGCCCACCUCUUCACGCUGGCCUACGAGAAGAUGCACCAGUUCUAUAGUGAGGUGGACACAUGGAUCUCCCGGGAGCUGCGCUCUGCGCCCGAGGGCCUCAGCAACGGCUGGUUUGUGAGCAACCUCGAGUUCUACGACCUGCAGGACAGCCUCUCGGAUGGCACCCUCAUCGCCAUGGGGCUGUCAGUGGCAGUGGCCUUCAGCGUGAUGCUGCUGACCACGUGGAAUGUCGUCAUCAGCCUGUACGCCAUCCUCUCUAUUGCCGGCACCAUCUUCGUCACCGUGGGGUCCCUGGUCCUGCUGGGCUGGGAGCUGAACGUUCUGGAAUCCGUCACCAUCUCAGUGGCCGUGGGGCUGUCCGUGGACUUUGCCGUCCACUACGGGGUUGCCUACCGCCUGGCCCCGGACCCCGACCGCGAGGGCAAGGUGAUCUUCUCUCUGAGCCGCAUGGGCUCGGCCAUCGCCGUGGCUGCCCUGACCACCUUUGUGGCUGGGGCCAUGAUGAUGCCGUCCACCGUGCUGGCCUACACGCAGCUGGGCACCUUCAUGAUGCUCGUCAUGUGCGUCAGUUGGGCCUUCGCCACCUUCUUCUUCCAGUGCAUGUGCCGGUGCCUCGGGCCGCAGGGCUCCUGUGGGCAGAUCCCGCUGCCAAGGAAGCUCCAGUGCGGCGCCUUUGCCCACGCCUUUUCCUCAGGUCCUGGUGACAAAGGGCAGAGCAAAGCCUGUCCCUCGGAUGCACAUCACGUAGAUCCCCAGGGCCAGAAGUCGGAACCGGAGCAUGAGUUUUAUGAGCUGGAACCGCUGGCAUCCCGAGGCUGUACAGCCUCAGAGAGGACCACGCAUGAGGAAAGCUGCCUCUGCGUCGACCUCCUUGGCAGCCCAGCCGGGGGCACGGGGGUGCCUGGGCACGCAGCACACACUGGGGAGCGCAGCCGGAGCUCCAGGGGUGACUCCAGCGCUGCCCUGCUCCCGCUCUGUCCUGAGCCACACCCUGCACGCCCCUUCUCCCUGAAUCAGAGAUGCCGCUGCCUGCUCACCUACAGACUCCUGAUGUGCAGCCCACACUCCUGCCGGCAGGAAGGUGACUCUGUGUGUGGCCACUGCGCCCCUGCCACAGGUGGCUUCGUCCAGAUCCAGAACGGGGUGGUGCCUCUGCAGGCAGCACAUCCAGCCCCUGAGGGCUUCGUGCACCACCUCCCACACCCACACUUGCAGCCUUGUCCCUGCCUGCAGGGCUGGGGGAAGCCACCUGGAAUCCAGAGCCCCCUGCCUCAGAACUGUCACCUCCAACAGACGCCGCCUGUGCAGGCCCCAGAGCCCCGGGGCAAGACUGGCGAGCAUGGUGCACCGGGCUCCAACGCACGGCUUCCUGGGGCGGCAGAGUCGUCGCCGCUGGCCUGCAGGGUUGCUGCCUCUUCACGGCCCCCACACUGCGAUCCUGAGCAUGGUCGGAGGGGACUCCACAGAGACAGGGACACCGGACAUGGGGAGGGGGCCGCCAGAAGCAAAGGCUCUGGUCUGCAGCAUCGCAAGGACAGGCCUGAGAGGAGAGUGGAGCCGGGCUUGUCACAGGCUGGUGCAGUUUCGAACUCAGAACAUUUCAGUCACAGCGAACCAAAGCUUCUGUUUAACCAUUUUCUGGGGGAGGCUGGUCAUGGGCCCGGCUGGGGCAGCCUGCAGAGCUGCAACAGCACUGUGAGCGGGAGGUGCAGCUCUGCGGGCUGCCUGCUCCCAGACCUCGAUGCCAGCGUGCCUGCUGCUGUGGUGCACUCAGAACUGGCUGAGGAGAGCUUGUUAAUAAAGGCACCCUAAUAAAUACGGCCUUCAACUCAGAA